Messenger RNA from Vitis riparia (riverbank grape), 1868 nucleotides. RefSeq names its product GDP-L-galactose phosphorylase 1-like. Gene Ontology annotation, cellular component: cytoplasm. Gene Ontology annotation, biological process: glucose metabolic process. The record is from RefSeq and is a predicted model, not a curated record. The coding region runs from base 282 to 1583 and encodes 433 amino acids. Lineage: Eukaryota; Viridiplantae; Streptophyta; Magnoliopsida; Vitales; Vitaceae. Gene Ontology annotation, molecular function: GDP-D-glucose phosphorylase activity. The transcript has 5 exons.
UUCCAAUUCAACUUCUACAACGGCUUUACUUGCAACCAUUCGGUGGCUUUUCCAACACCAAAAACCCCAAACGGCCGCCGAUAAGCGCCGAGCUCCAUCACCUCACGGCGGCAGGGGUGCCCUUCCUUCUCAAGGCGGUUGCCCUUCCGACCUCCUCUUCCUUGCCGGUGGCGGUUCCCUUUGCUCUCUUCCACUCAUUCCCUUCGCUUUUCUUUCUUUAUUUUGUUCUAUAAGGCAGAUUAGCGCUAUUCGCAUUGUCGGCUGGCGAGAAAUUGAAGAGAAUGUUGACCAUCAAAAGAGUUCCGACCGUGGUCUCCAACUACCAGGAAGAAGCUUCAGAAUCUCUCGGGUGUGGCCGCAACUGCCUUGGACACUGCUGCUUACCUGUAUCAAAACUUCCUUUGUAUACAUUCAAGAAAAAUGUGGAGGAUUCAUCUGAAGCAAGGGUUGAGGUUUCAUCUGAGGGACAACCUCCAGCAUCUUUCCUGGACAACCUGUUGCUUGGACAGUGGGAGGAUCGGAUGAGUCAAGGCCUGUUCCGGUAUGAUGUGACUUUAUGUGAGACAAGGAUUAUCCCUGGGAACUAUGGUUUUAUCGCACAGCUGAAUGAGGGAAGGCACAUGAAGAAACGACCCACAGAGUUUCGGGUUGACCAAGUUCUUCAGCCCUUUGAUGAGAAUAAGUUCAAUUUCACCAAAAUUGGCCAAGAAGAAGUCCUUUUCAGGUUUGAGCAGAGCAAUGACAACAAUGCCCAUUACUUCCCUGUCUCACCAGUCACUGCUGAUUCAAACUCUUCAAGUGUUGUUGCCAUAAAUGUCAGCCCGAUCGAGUAUGGACAUGUGCUUCUAAUACCCCAUGUUCUUGAUUGCUUGCCUCAGAGGAUUGAUCAUGAUAGCUUCUUGCUUGCCCUGCAUAUGGCUAAAGAAGCAGCAGAUCCUUUCUUUAGAUUAGGUUACAACAGUUUAGGUGCCUUUGCCACCAUUAAUCACCUCCACUUUCAGGCAUAUUACUUGAUGGCACCAUUCCCAGUUGAGAAAGCUCCAACCGAGAGGAUAAUUAGGAGGGGGAAACUGCCUAACAGUGGGGUGAUGAUUUCAAAGAUGUUAAAUUAUCCUGUGCAAGGCUUUGUUUUUGAGGGUGGAAAUUCGAUGCAGGAUCUAUCUGAUACCGUUGCUAAUUCUUGCAUUUUCCUUCAAAAUAACAACAUCCCUUACAAUGUCCUCAUUUCUGAUUGUGGGGGGAGAAUAUUUCUGUUUCCACAGUGUUUUGCAGAGAAACAAGCACUUGGAGAAGUAAGCCAGGAGCUUCUUGACACACUAGUAAACCCAGCUGUAUGGGAGAUCAGUGGACAUAUGGUGCUGAAGAGAAGAGAGGAUUAUGAGAAUGCAUCAGAGGAGUAUGCAUGGAGACUUCUUGCUGAGGUUUCCCUCUCAGAGGAGAGGUUCCAGGAAGUGAAGGGUUAUGUGUUGGAAGCAGCAGGUUUGCAGGAGGCAGAUAUGGAGGAGAUUCAGGAGAAUGAGAGGGAUCGAGAGGAAGAUAUUAACAAGCCCCCUACUCCUCGACCUACCCCCACAUUUGCCUGAAGAUUGCAUGGUACAGCCUUGGAGGAUUAGAUUUUUGUUGGGCUUGUCACACGAGGUUACUUCUUUGACAUGUGCGCAUUAUAUUAGGCAUAUGAACAGGAUUCCCAGUAUUGUGGUAGUUCUGCAAGCAAUUGCUUUGCAAUAGUAUAUGCCAACUUUCUAAUUAACUGUUAUCAGUUUCCAGGGAAGGGAUAUCCAUUUCCUUGUAUACUCUCAUUUUGCAGAAACACAUAUUUGUGUUAUUUGCUUCCAUAAGAAAUAAAGAUUUGUUACCUUUUCUCUGGA